This is a messenger RNA of Nicotiana attenuata, 444 nucleotides long. RefSeq lists its product as uncharacterized. Bases 1 to 444 code for a protein of 147 amino acids. The transcript has 2 exons. The record is from RefSeq and is a predicted model, not a curated record. NCBI's taxonomy places the organism in Eukaryota, Viridiplantae, Streptophyta, Magnoliopsida, Solanales, Solanaceae.
AUGGAAAAUGCUAAGGCUAUUGGCACUCCUUUGAGUCCAACUAUUGUGCUAGAUGAAGACAGAAAUGGAAAAAUGGUUGAUGAAGCCAUGUAUAGAGGAAUGAUUGGAUCUCUACUUUAUUUAACUGCUAGUCGACCAGAUAUUAUAUUUAGUGUAUGUAAAUGUGCUAGAUUUCAGUCAGCUCCUAAGGAAUCCCAUUUGACUGUGGUUAAACGCAUAAUUAGAUAUUUAAUUGGUACUACUGAAUUAGGACUAUGGUAUGAUCAUACUAACAAUUUCUCCUUGAGAGGCUUUUCAGAUGCUGAUUUUGCAGGAGGCAAAACUGAUAGGAAAAGUACCAGUGGGACAUGUCAAUUGCUGGGAAAUGCCUUAGUAUCUUGGCACAGCAAGAAACAAAAUUGUGUUGCUCUUUCAACAACUAAGAGCAAAGCAUAUAGAAAUUAA